AAGCGUUACCUAGCGACUUGUACCAAACAAUAUGGCGACCCAGUGAGUGCAGCAUGAGCAGCCCUUUAUUUACUCUGGGAAGACCCCGUAAAACCAGAAUAGCAUUGGCCCAGCAGAGUUACAGCGGGGGGCAAAAACAGGCGCACGAAACACCUUUGCAGGCUUUGGCUCGCUGUGACGAUGGGAGCAGGACCUCUGCGACUCUGGAACUAAUAAGGGAACCUGACAUACCCAUGGCAGGGCAGUUGUCGAAACCUCAGAUUAAAUCGCCGAACCAGUUACCUGCGCUUGAAUCCCCUGGAAGACGAGCUGCACCAUUCAAAUCCAUGGCAUACUACACGGAAGAGGAGAUGAUGCUACUUGAAGGUCUCCCAUCAAACACCACAGGACCCACAAACAAAGGGAAUUACUCCCAUCUGGGGAAAGUUGUGCAGGGUUCGGCUCCCAGUGACUUUGACCUGCUAAAUUCUACAAUGAAGCGUUUAGGAGAGCUGGAAAGGAGGGUGCGGGCCCAGGAACAGGAGAUACAAUCAAAGGAUCAGGAAAUCAGAGACCUAGAAAAGAAAAUCAAAAGACUUCAACAGCUACAUUCAGGGAAUGCCACAAGUGGAAGGAGAGAACAGGAACUGGAACACCAGUGUAAGGAACUAAAUAAAAAAAUCUCUGAGAUGGAGCGUUUCCUUGGUGAUUAUGGACUGGUCUGGGUUGGGGAAAACAAUGCAGAUGUCUCACCUGAAUCCACUGCCAGAACAUGGAGCCCAGGACCUUCUUCACCUACUUCUUUCCUACCAGACUUUGAUCUAGUCCUGGAAAAUUUAAGAGAUUUGAAUGUACUUGGAGGUGAGGGAGAAUCGCAUAUUGAGUAUCAAAAGGGAGGGGCCCGUUUGAGAGCACCCGAGUCUGUCCCAUUGACUUUGUAUAAAAACGGGAUUAUUAUGUUCCAAGGGCCCUUUCGAUCCUACAAGGAAAAAUCCACACAGCUAUGUAUAAGAGAUAUCAUGGAUGGCUAUUUUCCCUCUGAACUGCAGGCCCGGUUUCCUAAUGGAGUCACAUUUCAGGUUACAGACAACCGCAAUGUAAUUUUCCAAGAGCAGCGGCGAUGGGAUGAUUUUCCUGGUUCUGGUCAGACUAUUGGGAGCUCAGGAAGUAAUUUACAAACUAACAAAAAACCAGGACCACAGCUUUCCACUGACCAGUUCUUGAAUAGACUGCCUAAAUCUGUAAUUCGUGGGGGUAGAAUUGUGCAUGUACGAAGUGCUGUAAGAGAAGCUCUGCAGGGGUCAGAAGAAAAUGAGAUGCCAAAAGAAAUCUUAGUGGAAUCUCCACAGCUAUCAAAAGAGCAGAGCACACAAGACAACAUGGUAGUGUCAACUUUAAGGAUCAGGUCUGAGUCUGGUGAUAAAACAUAUAAAGUGCGAAUGUUGUCUUCAGAAACCCUUGCCGACUUGCGAAAUUACUUGUCCUCGUGCCGGGCACCUGAUCUCUCCUCCUACAACAUUAUCACCCCUUUCCCUUACUGUGUGUAUGAAGAUGAUACAUGUACCUUGGAAGAGGUUGGCCUCGUCCCCAAUGCUUUUCUAGUUCUCAGAGCAAGAAGUGAGGAGGAACAAAAAAAGCAAUCAGUCUGAGGAAAAAAGAAAGAAUUUCAUUUAUGAAUCUAAAGAACAGAAGAAACAAAGGGGCGGUGAUCUUUUAUCUCUUCCUGAUGACUGUUCAACUUGAACUUUACAACAUGCACUUUUAUAUGGUAUAAUUCUACAACUAUACAUGACCAUAAAGGAACAAUAAACUAAUACUAACAGUUCUUUA
Messenger RNA from Xenopus tropicalis (tropical clawed frog), 1809 nucleotides. RefSeq names its product UBX domain protein 11 (gene ubxn11). Lineage: Eukaryota; Metazoa; Chordata; Amphibia; Anura; Pipidae. The transcript is spliced from 14 exons. The coding region runs from base 54 to 1628 and encodes 524 amino acids. The record is from RefSeq and is a predicted model, not a curated record. Gene Ontology annotation, cellular component: cytoskeleton.